ACACAGUCCCCUACUCUCUAUACACACCCACGCACUCUCUCACUAGACCCAAACCUCACUCCACCACCACCACUUUCUCUCUCUAACUUUCCCCCUCCCUCUCUCCUUUCCUCUUUCGCUGCAAAUUUCAGAGCGGGGAGGAGACAGCCGCGUCAGAUUACAUAUCGAGUCGUCGUCGAGAUUCGCGCCUUGGGAAAAAAAAUCAUAAAGAAACGACGAGAGGGGAAGAUCUUCAGCGGGUCAGGAAGUGAUUUAAAGCAAAGGCGGCGACAAUUUAUUAUUCCCUCUCUGCUUGCAGACUGUUAGAGAGAGAAAGCAGAGAGAGAGAGGUGAGAGUGGGGUUUGGUUUAUUCAUUAAAAUCCUCUGAAAAAUCGAUUCUUUCUGCAUUUUUUUUAUUUUUCGGGUUGUGGGUUAGAGAGGGAAACAAGAGAGACAGCGCAUGGUUUAUUCAUAAAAUCCUCUGAAAAUUCAAUACUUUGUCCAACUUUUUUAUAUUUUGGGUUGUGGGUUUUUGCGAUUGGGCGGAAAUAGUUGUGGGUUUUGUGUAAGAAGCGUCAUCAAUGUCAUCACAAAGGCUUGGGAAACGAAUGCGGAGGGCGCAAAGGUCGAGGCUUUUGCGAUAAGGGCAGGGACAGUGCUUGUCUCGUUUCAAACGUUUAUGGUCUGCUGAUUGCGUGUUUUAGAGAGAGGGACAGGAGAGAGAGCAAGGGAAGAAGGAGACGGCAUUUCUGGUCUCGGAGUUUGGUUUUGUCCUCAAGGGCGGAGAGGGGUUUUGUCUCUCUGUUCGGCUGAGAGUUCCUCAGGACCCGCCAUUUGAGAGAGAGAGAGAGAGAGAGAGAGAGAGAGAGAGAAAGAGAGAGAGGGAGGGAGGAGAGAGAAGGUUGGCAUUGACGCAGCUUGAGAAGAAACGGAACGGAGUCUAUAAUCUCCGUGGAGGAGUUGGACUUCGUUUGUACGUCUUUGGUGCUGUAAUUUCUGGUGGCUAAGAAGGGUAUUUUGGCACAAAAAUGAAGUUUAUGAAGCUGGGGUCCAAGCCUGAUGCAUUUCAGGCUGAUGGCAAGUCUAUCAGAUAUGUGUCAUCUGACUUGCAAACAGAUGUUGUUAUUAAUGUUGGGGAAGUGAAGUUUUACCUUCACAAGUUCCCUCUCUUGUCCAAGAGCAAUCGCCUGCAAAAACUAGUAUCUAAAGCCAACGACGAUUCUGAAGAAGUUGACAUGGUUGAUUUUCCUGGUGGGCCAAAAUCCUUUGAAAUUUGUGCAAAGUUUUGCUAUGGAAUGACUGUUACUCUGAACGCUUACAAUGUUGUGGCUGCUCGUUGUGCUGCUGAGUAUCUGGAGAUGACCGAGGAUGUUGAUCGCAGUAACCUAAUAUACAAAAUUGAUGUGUUCCUUAACUCAAGUAUCUUCCGUAGCUGGAAGGAUUCCAUUAUUGUACUACAAACCACCAAAUCUCUUCUGUCAUGGUCUGAGGAUCUGAAGAUUGUCGGAAGAUGCAUAGAUUCAAUUGCUUCUAAAACGUCUGUAGACCCUACUAACAUCACCUGGUCCUAUACGUAUAACCGAAAACUAGCAGAGCCUGAUAAAAUUAUUGAAGAAGGGAUGAAUUAUCGAGAAAAAAUUGAAAAAGUUCCAAGGGAUUGGUGGGUUGAAGACAUAUGUGAGUUGGAUAUUGAUCUCUACAAGCGAGUUAUGAUUGCUGUGAAAUCGAAGGGAAGAAUGGAUGGCACUGUUAUUGGGGAGGCUCUGAAGACUUAUGCAGUUAGAUGGUUGCCAGAUUCUGUUGAUGCACUGGUUUCAGACGAACACGCCUUGAGGAACAAAUCUCUGGUAAAAACAAUUAUUUGCUUAUUGCCGUCUGACAAAGGUAUGGGUUGUUCAUCAAGUUUCUUGUUGAAACUUUUGAAAGUUUCUAUUUUGGUUGGAGCAGACGAGUCGUUGAGGGAGGAGCUGGUGAAGAGGAUCAGUUUGAAGUUGCAUGAAGCUUGUGUCAGUGACUUGUUGAUCCCCGCUCGAUCUCCUCAGAUUACUAUAUAUGAUGUUGAGUUGGUUCAGUCUGUUGUGAAUCAGUAUGUGAUGCAUGAAAAGUAUAAGUGGGAUUUGGAUUUUGUCGAGAAGAAUGAAAAGGGGACAGAUACUUUUACGUUGUUGAGUGUUGGUAGACUGGUUGAUGGGUAUCUUGCGGAAAUUGCACAUGACCCAAACCUUAACCUCAGUAGUUUCGUAGAGUUGUCCCAAUCAAUUCCCGAGUCAGCACGGCCAAUUCACGAUGGGUUGUACAAAGCCAUCGACAUCUACCUGAAGGAGCACCCUAGUUUAACAAAGGCUGAAAGGAAAAGAAUAUGCGGAUUGAUGGAUGUCAAGAAACUUACAGUAGAGGCAUCCAUGGAUGCUGCACAGAACGAGAAGCUCCCACUCCGAGUUGUUGUUCAAGUUCUCUUCUUUGAGCAGGUAAGAUCUGCAGCUAGCGUUCGAGCCCUUAACAACCAUCCCAGUGACACUUCACUUUCCACGACAAAUAUGGACGAAGAACGCAACAAGACAGCAGAAGAAAACUGCAAGCCUCUGGGAAAACAGAUGAGCCAAAUGAAGGUAACCGAAGAGUUCCAGAAGAACAUGAAACUUGGCAAGAAGAGCAGCAAAAACAGCGCAAGUGGUUCGCAGUUGCUGCCAUCUAGGUCAAGGAGAAUCUUCGACAAAUUGUGGUCUGUGGGGAAGGGGCAUGUAGAGAACAAGAGCUCGGAGACAUCCGGGAGUUCUCAUAGUCCAACUUCGAAUGUUCCUGGCGAUUCAAAGUCGGUUUCAAGACACCGGAGGCAUUCUAUCUCCUAAAUCGGGGUUUCAGGGCUGACCGGAAUUGAACGAGUUUGGAAAAUUCCACUGCAAGUGUACAAAGGAGUAGAAUUUGUUGUAGCUGGUGAUCAUAUUAUCUCAAAUGGAGUUUACUGUAGUUAAAAUGUAGCUAAAAUGUAAUCAGUUUUAUCUGAGUGCCUUGUCUCACAUCUUUUGGUUCCACUUGAAAAAUGAUGUGCGUUUCUCGUCAAGUGCUACUUCUUGUAUGUCAUCGGUAUCUAAUCGCUUUCCUUUUCCGCA
Molecule: messenger RNA, 3090 nt
Organism: Pyrus x bretschneideri (Chinese white pear)
Lineage: Eukaryota; Viridiplantae; Streptophyta; Magnoliopsida; Rosales; Rosaceae
Product: BTB/POZ domain-containing protein NPY1
Exons: 4
Coding region: 1009-2829 (606 amino acids)
Molecular function (GO): protein binding
Source: RefSeq, a predicted model, not a curated record